Molecule: messenger RNA, 1026 nt
Organism: Penicillium diatomitis
Lineage: Eukaryota; Fungi; Ascomycota; Eurotiomycetes; Eurotiales; Aspergillaceae
Product: putative short chain dehydrogenase/reductase
Exons: 5
Coding region: 1-1026 (341 amino acids)
Source: RefSeq, a predicted model, not a curated record
AUGUCUGGACUCAGAACAUACCGCAAUUAUUCAUUGCAGGACACUCCGUCUCUGGAGGGGCAGAUUGCUCUAGUCACGGGUGGUCAGGUAGGAAUUGGCAAGGAAAUUACCGCACAACUACUCCUUCAUGGCAUCGAUCAGGUCAUCGUCGUGGCCAGGAGCGAAGACUCAUUCAAAUCCGCUUACGAUGAAUGGCGAGUACGAAAGGGAAUUGGUUUGACUGAGGGCGACAACCGAGUCAUUUUCAUGCAAUGUGACCUUGGCGAUAUGCAGGAUACGGCUGCCGCAGCCAGGAGGAUCAAGCAACGGGUGGAUAAGAUUCACAUCAUGAUUUGCAAUGCAGGCCUCGGCGUCCAACCCAUCCAACAACUCAACAACGACGGCAUCGACCCCAUCUUCGCCGUAAACUGCAUCGGCCACCAAAUCCUCACAACGCUUCUCCUCCCCCAUAUCAAAAAGGCCGCUCCGACCGCCCCCCACGGCGCCCGCAUCAUCUACACCUCCUCCAGCAUGCACCAGUUCUGCAGGACCCUCAACCUCGCCGAUCUCACCCGUCCCACGGGGAUAUGGCCCAGUCUAGCAGACUGCGUGUGGCGGUACGGACGAUCAAAGGUUGGCAAUACGCUCUUCGCUAAGGAACUCAAUCGGCGCUUGCUGCUUGAGGCCGAGGAGAAGGGCGAUGAAGCGGCGAGGGAGAUCUACGUAAACUCGUACUUUCCGGGGAUUGUGAUCACGCGGCAGUGGCAGGGGUGGAGUGAGCAUAUGGGGGAUUCGGUGGGGAAGGUGAUGAGGCUGUUGGGAUGGAUUCUGGGACAGAGCGACGAGGAUGCGGCGGCGAGUGCGAUGUAUUUGGCCGCGAGUCCGAAGGUGAAGGAGAGAGAUGAGAGAGGGUUGUAUUAUAUUCCGAUUGCGACGGUGGAUCAACCGACGGCGUUGGCGCAGGACGAGGUGUUGGCGAGGAAGUUAUGGGAUUGGAUGGAUGAUCGCAUUGCGCAGCAAUUGGGACCAGAUUGGAAGGAAGAAUGA